AUGGACGCCUUCUCAGGGUACAAUCAAAUCCUAAUGCAUCCGGAUGACCGCGAGAAAACGGCCUUCAUAACGGACCAGGGGACAUAUUGCUAUAAAGUCAUGCUCUUCGGCUUGAAGAACGCAGGCGCGACCUACCAGCGUUUGGUCAAUCGAAUGUUCGCGGAUAAAUUUGGCGACACUAUGGAGGUUUACAUCGACGACAUGCUGGUCAAAGUCACCUCAGGCAAAUUCCUGGGAUACAUUGUCACCCAGCGAGGCAUCGAAGCGAACCCCAAGCAAAUAACCCCAAUCCUCAACCUCCCGAGCCCAAGGAACAGCCGAGAAGUCCAACGCUUAACAGGGAGAAUUGCAGCCCUCAACAGAUUCAUCUCGCGAUCUACUGAUAAGUGCCUCCCUUUCUAUGAACUCUUGCGCGGAAAUAGAAGUUUCAUCUGGGAAGAAAAAUGCGAAGAAGCGUUCAAUCAACUGAAGCACUAUCUCACGACGCCUCCGGUUCUAUCAAAGCCCGAGGCUGGUGAUACCCUGUCCUUAUAUAUCGCCGACACUUCCUCGGCGGUCAGCAGCGUUCUCAUCCGCGAAGAUCGAGGCGAGCAGAAGCCCAUUUUCUACAUCAGCAAAUGCAUGACCGAACCGGAAACGUGGUACCCAAACUUGGAGAAAAUGGCUCUCGCCGUCGUCACCUCGGCAAGAAAACUCAGGCCUUACUUUCAACCACAUACGAUCGAAAUACUCUCCAACCAGCCCCUCAGAACGGUUCUCGCUGACUUCCUGAUCGAGUUAACGCCAGAACUCGAACAAGACCUAAUCCUACCAAGCAAGAAUUGGAUACUGCACGUAGAUGGUUCAUCUACGAACAAAGGUUCGGGGGCAGGUGUACAACUACAGUCUCCCGCAGGUGAGCUAAUUCGACAAUCGUUCAGCUUUGGCUUCGCAGCAUCAAACAACGAAGCUGAAUACGAGUCUCUCAUUGCGGGGCUCCGUCUCGCUAAAGCAGUCAAAGCUAAGCGAGUUAGCGCAUACUGCGAUUCCCAACUCGUGGUAAACCAAUAUCUUGGCGACUACGACGUCAAGAAUGAUAGGAUGGAUCCUUACCUAAAACUCGUCAAGGAUCUCACACGGGAUUUCGAGUUCUUCGAAAUCUGGAAGGUUCCUCGUGGAGAAAACAUAUGCGCGGACGCCCUCGCAGCUCUUGGAAGCAAACUGCACGACCAAGUGAAGAGAACGAUCCCAAUACACAAGAUUGAGAAACCAAGCAUCAGCCAAAUAACCGAGCAGUUGGCCAUCGCAGCAUCCGUCACCGACUCAAUGCAUAUCGACGAAGCAGAACCUUGCACAAGGGAAAGUCAGCUCAGCGAUUGGCGAAAGGAGUUCAUCGCUUACUUAGCUGAUGGCAAAUUGCCUACCGAGAAGUGGGAGGCUAGACGACUCAAGCGACGCAGCGCACAUUACGUCGUCAUGGACGGAGACCUCCAUCGAUGGACCACGACAAAGGUACUCCUUAAAUGCAUUUCCGGUGACGAAACAAGACUCGUCAUGGACGAAACGCACGAAGGAGCGGCAGGCAAUCAUUCAGGAGGGCGAGCCCUCGCAUUGAAAGUGAAGAAUCUCGGUUUCUACUGGCCGACCAUGAACGCAGAUUGUGAAUCUUACGUCAAAAAAUGUGACAAGUGCCAGCGAAACCCUUCAACCAUCCACAGUCCGACGGAGUUGUUCCAUACCUUGACUGCACCGUACCCGUUCAUGCGAUGGGGAAUGGAUAUUAUUGGACCAAUGCCGAGCUCUCGACAGAAUUGA
This is a messenger RNA of Brassica oleracea var. oleracea, 1794 nucleotides long. RefSeq lists its product as uncharacterized. The transcript is spliced from 3 exons. Gene Ontology annotation, molecular function: nucleic acid binding; RNA-DNA hybrid ribonuclease activity. The record is from RefSeq and is a predicted model, not a curated record. Lineage: Eukaryota; Viridiplantae; Streptophyta; Magnoliopsida; Brassicales; Brassicaceae. Bases 1 to 1794 code for a protein of 597 amino acids.